This is a messenger RNA of Suillus discolor, 1830 nucleotides long. RefSeq lists its product as uncharacterized. Gene Ontology annotation, biological process: protein desumoylation. The coding region runs from base 413 to 1756 and encodes 447 amino acids. The record is from RefSeq and is a predicted model, not a curated record. NCBI's taxonomy places the organism in Eukaryota, Fungi, Basidiomycota, Agaricomycetes, Boletales, Suillaceae. Gene Ontology annotation, molecular function: deSUMOylase activity. The transcript is spliced from 6 exons. Gene Ontology annotation, cellular component: nucleus.
CCAACAUGCAGCUCGCGAGGAUGAUCGGGACCAGGGUUUUAAAGGCCUGAAGAAUGUCAGUUUUGCCUUGAUCCGGGUCUACCAGAAUCGUGGGCAUGAACCCGCCAGGCCAUCCAGUGGCAUGGACCCACCAGACCAAUGUGGUAUGAACCCGCCAGGCCCUCAAUGGGCACUGAUCCACUAGUAGACCCUCGAUCCACUAAACCCUCGAUCCACUAGACCCUCCACAGGCAUAAGUCGACCACUGCCACGGUCAUGGAGCGUAGAUAAAAGCCUCGAACAUUUGUCUCUCAUUUCCUGCUCUCGCAAAGACUUGCGAAAUUCUGUCACAUUCGCACCAUUUCCCUUGCUACUGCAAUCUGCAAACGUAAAAUCGUUGCUACAAAACCUGUUGUCUUCGCGUCCAAGAAAGAUGUCUGAACUAGAUUCGACGAGACCAGCCAUACAGUUAUGUCUCGAUCACCUUGACAGGUUAGAAGGACUUGUCCGCGGGGAAAUUCAGGAGACCCGCAGGCGCUUUUUCAAGCUUCUCGACAACUCCCUGUCAGAUGUCGCGACGGGGCAUUCGUACGGAUACGAUAGUACCGUCGACCCUCAUGCAGAAUUCUAUGAGCUCGAUGCUAUUAUCAACGGUGUGAUUUCAGCAUCGUUCGCGACCUUUCGAGACCGCUUCUUCGUGCAACAACCAGCACCCCAUAGCACAUCUUUCGGUGUCACAGGAGGGAUGUCAGAGGGUACCCAUCCUCCUCUUGGUCAACCUCUCCAAGGCCCAUUACCCGACGGCACCCACAGUACCGCCAACUAUUCGCCCGUUACUCAGCCUUUUGUACUUCAGCCUCAACACAGCACGUACUCUGAGGCCCCUUCGGUAUACCAGGACCCGCGUACUGUGCAAUCGCUGCCAGGGGGUGCGUAUCCUGUUGGUGAGGAUGCGGUACAGGUCCCAGCAGGUCCCACGGAGUCUGAGGUUGAGCAUGCCGGCUGGCUAGAGGGCGAUAUUGACAUGUGUGAUUCUAGUGGCUUACCCAAGGAUUUGUUAGUCGACGACUUCUGCAUCCCAUCAGAAGACCGCCUUCCCAUCGUACCCGACGUAGUCACUACAAGGAUCCGCCCCGCACGUGAUGGAUUCCAUCGUCAAAUAUUUGACCCAAAGGACAUUGCAUGUCUCAAUUCUCCUACGGCACGUCUCAAUGACGGGGUGAUCAAUGGUUGCGCUGCAAUCCUCUAUUCCCAGUUCAAAAUCCCAGCUGUGAACUGCGCUAUAUUAUCCACCUUCGACAUCACGCGCAUCCGAUCCAAUGAAGCUGACGACCGCAUCUGGCGCAACGCACGCUGGACUUCCUAUUGGGAGAAAGAUGUGUGGAUCCUCCCAAUCCAUCGAACAAAUGUCGUCGGCGGCCAUUGGGUGAUCUGUAUAAUCUAUUUGAAAACUAAAGAAAUGCAUAUGUUUGACAGUCUUGCUGAUGAGAAAUCUUGGGAACCGGAUGUAAAUGACAUCAUGACAUUAAUCGACCGGUACCUCACGAUAGCACGUCAACGACACAGCGACGUUCAGAUUGAUCUCGAGGGCUGGCAAGGUCGGAUGUUAAACGUUGCCCCAUGCCAGAGCAACGCUUACGAUUGUGGGCUGUGGAUAUUGGCAGCCAUGAUUGCUGUGUUGCGCGGCAGACAUUUUUCAAACCUUGACGAGACACAAAUGAGCAACUUGCGGCAAUAUCUCCUUAGUCUAAUCCUUUCCGUGCCCACAUGUACCUAACGCGAUUGUAUUACUGUUCUAUUGUAUAUAUCUAUAUCGAAUGUACUUGUCUUUGACCAAUGAAAUUACUUCCU